This is a messenger RNA of Hemicordylus capensis (graceful crag lizard), 3061 nucleotides long. RefSeq names its product raftlin, lipid raft linker 1 (gene RFTN1). NCBI's taxonomy places the organism in Eukaryota, Metazoa, Chordata, Lepidosauria, Squamata, Cordylidae. Bases 146 to 1849 code for a protein of 567 amino acids. The transcript has 10 exons. The record is from RefSeq and is a predicted model, not a curated record.
GACUGAGGAGGCGACGGAGAGAGGGAGAGAGAGGCGGCGUCCGCCCAAGCAGGGAGAAGACACUGAGCGGACCCCAGGUGGAAAAGGAGGAAAAAACACCCACCCUUGCGCGCACACCGGGUCGUCUCUCAGACAGAUUUUUGCAAUGGGUUGCGGAUUAAACAAGUUGGAAAAACGUGAUGAAAAACGGCCUGGUAACAUCUAUUCAACUUUGAAGAGGCCUCAAGUAGAGACCAAAACAGAUAUUUUCUAUGAAUAUCGCUUCUUGGAAUUUACAGCUUUAAGUGAUGAGGAGCUACCAGGAUCAUCAGCAAUCAGGCUUUCCUCAUUGCAUGAUCUUCCAGCUCAGCUGCAAGAAUUGUACCAGCAGGGCUUCAUCUUGGCUGCUUUCCAUCCCUUUGUGCAGCCAACUAAUGAGAAUGAGAGGACUCCCCAGGAACAAAUCUUCAGGGCUGUGUUGAUCAAGAAAACAGAAAGAUCCCUGAAAAAUGAUGCUGUCAGUGAAGGGAGUACUUUAGAGAUGGAAAGUUGCUUCUCCUCAGAUCAUCUUCCAGACAAAUCUAAAAUGCCAGACCUCCUUAAGAAAAUUCAAGAUGCAGCAAGUCGAGGCUUGAGGUUUGUUGGACUGAUACCUCAGUACGCUUCCCAAAUGAACUCCAAGAGCAGCAGUGCUGUAAUAUGCACCAGCAACAGCUCCAGAGAACUAAGAGAACUAAGAGGUGGCAGAAAUCUAUCAGAUUUUCCUGAGGAUUGUGCUUCAUUGGAUCCUGAAAAAGCAGAUUGCACUAAUGGAUGCAAAAUCCCAGAAGCAAGGAAAGAAAAUGUUGACCAGUGUGUAGACGUCAGUGAAGAUCUAGGAGGUGAAGGGCAGAUUACUGAACAUCUCAGUCUAAGCUCUGCUGGAGAAAAUGGAGGACAACCUCAAGAAUCUGAGAUCUUUGCUCUCUUCAACAAGCCAAAGAACUUGCAGAGAUCCAGCCACUACUACAUCAUAACAAUCCCUAUGAGAAUCUUCAGCAACGGGCAGAGCAUUAGCAGCUUGGAAGCCAAUUGGUUGGAGCACAUGACAGAUCAUUUCCGGAAAGGGAGCACAUUGGUGAAUGCCUUCUUCAGUCUUGGAAUGGUAAAUGAUUCCUUCCAGGGCACGACAGAUGGAAUGUUUAUUUUUGAAGAUCUUUCCGUGGAAGACAGCAAAAUUAUACAUGGCUAUGAUGCUAUUGUUGUAGAACAAUGGACUGUUCUGGAAGGGGCUCGUGUGCAGGCAGAUUACAUUCCCCUGCUGAACUCUCUUGCAGUGUAUGGCUGGCAGCUGACUUGUGUGCUUCCCACUCCAGUUGUAAAGACAAACAGGGAUGGAAAUUUAUCCACGAAGCAGAUUGUCUUUCUUCAGAGACCCAUCCUGCCCCAGAAAAUCAAGAAGAAACAAUCUAAGUUCCACUGGAGGUUCUCCAAAGAAGAGAGGCAUCACAAGCAAGCCAAGAAAUCUCUGAAGGCUAAACUAAGAGACAAGCAGACAGAAGAAGCACAAGAGUUAGAAGUCACAGAAAAUGCAAGAAAUUCAGAAACACAGUUCUCCACAAUUGAAGGUGGUGUACAGUUCCCAGUAAUCUCAGCUGAAAAACUGACCGGUGUUGAAGACCGAAGAAAAGAAGCUGUUCGGCAUAAAGAUGUGCCUCUCUGUGACAAUGAGGUGCCUGCCAAACAGUGGAACGCCAGUCAUGAAGCUGAUCAGGACACGGGAGACUUGUGUUCGGAUCAGACAGGCAUGUAUGAAAACUGUGAGGGCCAAAUGUUCCAAGAGCAUUACACUGUAGCAGACUGUGAUGGGGACUAUGGGGACAAACAGUAGAAACCAAUUUUGAAUCUGAUUGUCAGUGCAACUGAGAGGCAAACAAUUUGCCAGGGUAAAGAAUCCAUUUUGAUUAUCACUGCUGAACAAUACUGCAUAAAAAUCUUGAUUUGACAUUGCGGGGUUUAUACAGGUACACAGCAGAAAUGUAGUAUUAUUGCAUUUUCAGCUUGGCUAUGUAUGCAAACUUAUUCCGGCUUUUUCUGCUACUCAAGAAAACCUAUGGAUAUUUAAAUGUUUUGAGCUGCUGUUUAAACCAAACAAAAAUGAAGUCCUCUACUUAAUAGGUUCAUAUUUUUUAUGGAAGUAUCAUUGAUGUGCACCAUAUUUUUACUCGGUUUUGUCUAAUGGAACUCAAAAUACAAGGAAAAGCUUUAAAGAAGGGGCUAUAAUUAAAUUUAUCUUACACAUAUCUAUUUGUAUUGCCUUCUAAGCUACUUAUAUAUUGAACAUAUUUAAAGCAAUAACGGAGCCAUGUAUUUUGUCUGGAAAACCACUAGUGGCAAAGAGCAAUGAUUUUCUAUAUGCUUAAGAACCUAAUAUAUACUCUGUGUGUAUGAUUGCCAUUUAAUCAAGAUUAUGUUCUGGAUUUUUAAGUUGCUAAUCACUGCGUCAGAUAUUUGCUGGGGAUCAAAUAGUGACCAAAACAAAAUGCAUGCAAAACAGAACAGGUUAAUUUGUUUGUAUUUCCUAAACAGCUGGACACUUGUCAUCUCUCUUUCUAUUGCAAGCAGGUGAAUUCUUACUGAGAAUGUUUCACAAGAAAAUAAUCAGCUAGCAAUUAUUAGAUGAGCGGAAGGUUCUAAAAUAUACAUACUUAUUAAAAAUAACAUUUGUCAACUGACCAAUACAUGAUGUAAAAUAACUGGUUUUUCUCAUAUUUUGGAGGCAUAUUACGUUUUACAAUAAAACUUGUGUAAUAUGAAAAUUUAAAGCUCUUGAACAUACUUUAAUUCUUAAUUACUUUUAAUGUACAUUCUGUAGUUGUCUCUUUCAUUACUAAGCAAAUCCACCUUGGUCCAUAUUUGGGCAAUAUUUAGAAUCUGUAAAGUGUGUUGAAAAUGCUUUCUGUCCUCAACGCAAAUUGAAACUUGGAGCCUAUAAACAAUAUAGGUUCUUUCCCCCUACUGCCUAAUUUAUGUCUGAUAGUUCCCAUUAGUUUCUCUGUAAAGUGUUUUGACUCAAUAAAAUGUGGUCUCUAGAUGCACAUCA